AUGUCAAAAUCGCACACCGGAGCCCUCACAAGUCAAGCUCGGCUCAAAACUUUAACAUUUGGAGCGGAGGAAACCACCCGUCUUCUAGACGUUUCCUCCUCCAGUAAGACAAGUCUUACCGGGAUCAUACAAGCAGCUCUCGUGGCGUCAUUGUUUGCCAACUUGCCCUCGGAAAUUACCAUUCUCCAUGCCGAGGGCCGCAUGUCACCCCAAGAGUUCCAAUCCUUUGGCGGGACUAUCGCAGAGUCCAACAACAUGCCCGGCUUUGCACAUCGUGAAAUCCAUACAAGGCAGGAGAUCACGACAGCUUCUGUUUGGUGCGAGGCUCAGCAUAUACACUCAGGUACCAAGGCAGAGCUUGCUCGAAAGAAAAGCAAAGUUAAGAUGGAUUCUGCUCGAGGCAGAAAAAGUCACAACAAGGCUGAUAUAAGAGACUCGGCGGGAGAGGCUGAAGAUAUUAACUUGUUGGUGUCUAACAUGGGAGAUUUUCGGGAUCACAAGCAGUCCGAUUCCCAAGAGCAGCUAUGUUGGUGA
Molecule: messenger RNA, 534 nt
Organism: Penicillium antarcticum
Lineage: Eukaryota; Fungi; Ascomycota; Eurotiomycetes; Eurotiales; Aspergillaceae
Exons: 1
Coding region: 1-534 (177 amino acids)
Source: RefSeq, a predicted model, not a curated record